Molecule: messenger RNA, 964 nt
Organism: Aureobasidium subglaciale EXF-2481
Lineage: Eukaryota; Fungi; Ascomycota; Dothideomycetes; Dothideales; Saccotheciaceae
Exons: 1
Coding region: 163-933 (256 amino acids)
Source: RefSeq, a predicted model, not a curated record
GAAAGAGAUUGGAACGCUGCACAUUCUUUCAUCGUCGAUACUCCCUCCGUUCAUUCCUACUGCUUCUUUACGCUCUGGACUAUAGCCAUCGUACUCAUUGUUUGCCUUGGAUGCGACUGAGCCUCCGCACAUAUCAUUUCUUCUUUCUGGGUUGGACGCAGGAUGAUUCUUAAAGAGAGCAAGGAAGAAAGAGAGAGAGGGGGGGAUGGGCAGAACUCAAAAGUCGCAAGCACGCGACAAAGCGAAGCUGUGCCGGAGAAAUGUCGGGAUCGACACUACCUCACGAUUAGCACAGCACACCUUGACCAUCUCCUUGGCUUAGAACAGCAAGCAACCCAUAGACUUGACUACACACAUCAUCAUACCAUCAUCUAUGUCGACAUCGCCACCACUAAGCAAUCUCUCCCUAGACGAAAAGAGUGCGGACCUCUCUACGCUAUCAACACAAUGGUACACUUUGCACCUGCUUUCCACUUUCCAACCUGCAGGCACUUGUAUUCUGUAUCCACCGCAUUCUCCCUCAGCUUCUGUUCUCUCGUCAUGGAAAACUGCAGGGAUAUCCGAGACCAUCAUCCAUAUAUGAAGAACAUACCCUACCUAUCAGGAGAGGGGAGGAGGGAUAUAGCACCUGAUACUAGAGCGUUGAACUGGUUAGAAGAUGACUUUGCACAAGAAGUCUUGGAAGAUAUUCUAGGUGAUGAUGGCGAAAAGGGGGGGCAGACGGGUAAUGAAAAGACAAGAGAAGGUAAAGAUUGUAUACCAUUGACUUAUCGUGUUGGAGAGGGAGGAGUUGUGUUAUUACUCGAUAUCCGUAAAAGUGGGUUUCUUCUUUCUCUUCUUCCCUUUCUAAAUCUCCUUCCUCCUUCCCUAACUCAUGCUUCCUUUUUACCGUCUUUUUUUUUUUUACAAGAUGUGGUCGUUUUACUCUGUUAAUGGGAAGACAAGAUAUCAUUCUCGAACUUCG